UUGUAAGACAAACGAAUCUAUCACAACAAAAAUGCGUAGGAUUUUAAAAUAUCCCUUACCCGUCACAGAAUUCCAAUAAUAAAUCAUAAACAUUAUGUAAUGUUAAAAAAUAGACCAGGUCAGUUAAUUGUUAAUCUACUUUUAAUAGAAAAUAAAGUCAAUAGGUGAAAAUAUUUGUUUUUUUAAACAGUUUAAAACGCAUUUCAGUCUUAUUGAUCCGUAAUUUGUUGCUAAGCAAAAUUCAAGUUCACAUCGAAGAUUGAUGUGAAGAUUUUUUUUUUUGGCAAAGAAACUUGACUCCAUGGUGGGAGUAGUAAAAGGAGACAACACCCGAGAGGUGGUGUUGCGUCUGUUUCAAGCUGUUGUAUUAUUUAGUAUUAUAUUUCCGAUAUUCUGGUUUACAAACGUCCAAUCUAUAACGCUGUAUUUGACAACGAUAAAAUUACACGAUUCUAUAAAUGAAGUUGUUAGUGACACAAAAGAUAUCAUCGAAAAAUUAAAUAUCUCUAAAAGUCUUCAACACGCUUAUACACAAAGAACUGUCAAAGCGAUACCAAAAGAAAAAACUGUCAAGGCGAUACCAAAUGAAAGACCACAAAAUUGUGAUGAAUGCUUUUCUCGAACUUUUCAGUUUUUAAUAAACAAUGAAAACAUAUGUAAAAGUGUUAAUGGCUCUGUCGAAAUAUUGAUUCUUAUAACUUCUUCUCCGCAAAAUAUUUUAGCACGAAACGCGGUAAGAGAGACUUGGUUGACAUUUUCAGAAAAGAAUAAAGGAAAUAUAAGAUACGCUUUUCUUCUCGGAGAAUCGGCAAGAUUUAAGGAAAUAGAGAAAGAAAAUUAUUUAACAAAGGAUAUCGUGUUGGGGAAUUUUAAGGACACGUAUAAUAAUCUGACGUUGAAAACAUUGAUGGGUUUUCAGUGGACAGUGAAGCAUUGUAAAAACGCCAAGUUUGUCAUGAAGACGGACGACGAUAUGUAUGUGAAUAUUCCUAGUUUAAUCCGAGCAAUCAAGAAAAAUACACAUACUUUACAAUCUGCUGUUGGUGGGCGCUGUUUUACUACAGGAAAACCUAAUAGAGAUAGAAGAUCUAAAUGGUAUGCUUCUAUUCGGAGUUAUCCACAGAGAGCAUAUCCAGGGUUUUGUUCCGGUACUGGGUACGUUACCAGCUUGAACGUCGUCACAAAAAUUGUUAAUAUAUCAGUUAACGUUCCGUUCUUUCAUCUGGAAGAUGUGUAUGUUUCUCUGUGUAUUAGACAACUUGGAUUUAGAUUACAUCCUCUGAAUGGUUUUAUGGAUGAACAUAAGUUUGAUCCUUGUAUUUAUACAAAUGAUAACUUGGUAACAGUUCAUCAAGUAUCAGUCACCAUGUUGAGACAUAUUUGGGUGACACCAUGUACCAAAAGGGGAAAAAAUAUAUAAAUACCGUUCUUUUUUAAUUUUAUGAAACCAAAUACGUUUUCUAUUAUUGUUAUAUGUAUAUGUGCAUGAAUCAUUUAAUUCAAUUGUGCUUGUAAAUAGUGUACAUAUUCUGUUUAUUUAUAUAUCUGCAAUUUAUAACAUUAACUCAUGUAUUCCAUCGUAUUGACAUUUAGGUUUAUCGGUAUAAAGAUAUAUAUAUAUGUGUAAGGGAGCAUGUGAAUAUUUGGACCAUACGCGUAUGGUCAUGACUUUUAUGUAAAAAUACCGGCAUGGUCCAAAAACUCAUAUGGUCUGGAACAUAUAGCUAUAAUAUGAAUACGUAAGCUUUAUUUUUAUUCGAUAUAAUUACAAACUACAAAACAUAAGCUAUAUAGAGCUUUUAACUGAAUACAUACAGACAUAUACAACAACAUCAAAAGCACAAUCAAGCAAGCAAACUUUAAAAAGGUAAGCACACAUAGAAGUAAGCACAGGACAAGCAUUAUAAAGCAAUUUAUACAUGCUAGCAUAACUAUAAAAGAGCAAAUAUACCUAUAUAAUUAUUUUGGCAUUGCACAAGGUCAUAAUUUUCUCUAACCCCGCCACAUUCUUUAUGUGCCUGUCCCCAAGUCCGGAGCCUGCAGUUCAGUGGUUUUCGUUGUUUCAUGUCUGUCAUAUUUGUUCUUCGUAAAUUGUUUUGUAAUAAAUUAGGCCGUAAGUUUUCUCAGUUGAAUUGUUUCAUAUUUUUCAUGUUGGGGCCUUUUAUAGCCGACUAUACGGUAUGGAGUUUUCUCAUUGUCGAAAGCCGUAUAUACGGUUUCCUCAAAUUGCUUACAUCCACUUCAUUUGAACUCUGGUGGAUAGUUCUCAUUGGCAAUCAUACCAAAUAUCCUUAUUUGUAUAAAGUAAUGUAAAAUAAGCACAGUGAAACAAAAUGAAAGCUUAUCUAUAUGCAUAACAGCAACAUUCCGAGCCAUUCCAGCACUCUUGAACUGUGAAAAACUGUUCUCCGUCCUGAAAUGGUUCGGAAGACUAUUGUAGCAAAAGCACAUUUAAAAAAGUAAGCAUGCAUAGCGAAAUGUGAAAAUGAAUAAUCAAUCCGUGAGCACCUUCGAUGAACUGACAGCUCAACAAUUUCUUUACAUAGUAAUAUAUAACGGCACCCACCAUGUAAACCGCCAAAAUAUUUCACGUGCAUAUAUAUUACACACAUAAAUAAAUCCAAAAUAACCAGAACCCGUUUUAAAGCUGCUCUAACCAGUCUUAAACAUAUCAAUAGUAUAACCAUAUUAAACUCCCUAAUUUAAACGAAAAGAACUAUAUUUAAUUAAAAAAUGUUAAGAUCAUAGUCAAUUGAAGAAAUGUUAAUUACUGCUGAUUAUUGUUGAUGGUACUAAAUUCUGUUAUAUAUGUUUUUAUUAUAAUUAUGCAUACACAAUAAUCUUGAAAACUUGUAAUAAAAAACAUAAUCAACAUAA
This is a messenger RNA of Mytilus californianus (California mussel), 2877 nucleotides long. RefSeq names its product beta-1,3-galactosyltransferase 1-like. NCBI's taxonomy places the organism in Eukaryota, Metazoa, Mollusca, Bivalvia, Mytilida, Mytilidae. Bases 302 to 1420 code for a protein of 372 amino acids. The transcript has 2 exons. Gene Ontology annotation, molecular function: hexosyltransferase activity. Gene Ontology annotation, cellular component: membrane. The record is from RefSeq and is a predicted model, not a curated record.